AUGGCGGGGGCCGGGGAGGCCUUGGCGGCGGAGCGGGAGCCUGAGCAGGAGCCGUCGGCGGGGCGGAAACGCCCCAACAAGAAGAAGGCGGUGAAAGUGGAUGAAUCUGAACUCCUCACCGUCCCAGAUGGAUGGAAAGAGCCGGCCUUCACCAGAGAGGACAAUCCUAGAGGGCUGCUGGAAGAAAGCAGUUUUGCAACGCUGUUCCCAAAGUACAGAGAAGCCUACUUGAAAGAGUGCUGGCCACUGGUCCAGAAAGCCUUGAACGAACACUUUGUGAAUGCCACACUGGAUCUGAUUGAAGGUAGCAUGACUGUCACUACUACCAAGAAGACUUUUGAUCCAUAUGCAAUCAUCAGGGCUAGAGAUUUGAUAAAACUUCUAGCAAGAAGUGUUCCGUUUGAACAGGCAGUCCGCAUCCUACAGGAUGAUGUUGCAUGUGAUAUCAUUAAAAUAGGAUCUCUAGUAAGAAAAAGAGAAAGCUUUAUAAAAAGAAGAGGACGACUUCUUGGGCCAAAGGGAUCUACUUUGAAGGCCCUGGAACUGUUAACAAACUGUUAUAUUAUGGUGCAAGGAAACACUGUCUCAGCCCUUGGACCUUUCAGUGGGCUAAAGGAGGUUAGAAAAGUUGUUCUGGACACAAUGAAGAAUAUACAUCCCAUAUAUAACAUCAAGACUUUGAUGAUCAAGAGGGAAUUAUCAAAAGAUCCUGAACUGAGAUCACAAAAUUGGGAAAGGUUUUUGCCUAAGUUCAAGCGGAAGAACUUGAAGAAACGGAAGGAGCCAAAGAAGAAGAACGUUAAGAAGGAGUACACACCAUUCCCACCUCCGCAGCCAGAGAGUCAGAUUGACAAGGAAUUGGCAAGUGGUGAAUAUUUCUUGAAAGAAAGUCAGAAGAAACGAAAGCGAAUGGAAGAGAUCAAGGCAAAACAAGCAGAUGCACUCAAGAAAAGACAAGAAGAAAGAAAUAAAGCUUUUAUCCCACCAAAGGAAAAGCCAGCUGUGAAAGCAAAGAAAGCCUCCACUGAGAAGAAAAUUGAUAUUGAAGCCAUAAAGGAAAAAGUAAAGAAUGCAAAGAAGAAAAAACUAGGAGCACUUCCAGCGGAAGAAGUCAAACUAAAGAUGGCAGCAGAUGAAAAGAAAAAAAAGAAAAAGAAGUAGUUCACUACUCAAGAUGCUUACGUUUCUCUUAUUCUAAAAAACAUUUUUGUAUUUGGGAGACUUGAGACUUAAGGUUUAACCACUUACUGAUGUCAGUAUCUCAUAAACACGCCUAAAUAAUGGACCUAAAGCAGCUGUGUGAAAGAGUCAGGGCUGAUGAAUAAAACAUGCUCUGACAUAUUGUUUGAGAAAGUAAGAGUGUAUUUUGAUAAUACUCCUGUUUCUACAGGGAGAGUUUUGUAAUACAGUCGUUUCAGGAGGUUGGCACAAACUCUUAGACAUCAGGUUCUGAGAACUCGGUGGGAGGCCAAGGUAAUCUUUUUUGUGAAAGAGUAUUAAACAAAAAGCAGCCUCAGUUAUGAUGAUAACUAUUGCAAAACAGACAA
This is a messenger RNA of Nothoprocta perdicaria, 1547 nucleotides long. RefSeq names its product KRR1, small subunit processome component homolog (gene KRR1). Gene Ontology annotation, cellular component: nucleolus; small-subunit processome. Lineage: Eukaryota; Metazoa; Chordata; Aves; Tinamiformes; Tinamidae. The transcript is spliced from 10 exons. The coding region runs from base 1 to 1161 and encodes 386 amino acids. Gene Ontology annotation, molecular function: RNA binding. The record is from RefSeq and is a predicted model, not a curated record.